GUGACUUGAUGAUGUAUUGUUGGGUUGGUUUUAUUAUUGUUGUAAAGUAAUAAUAAUAAAACUGCAUGUUGCCUACUCUUUAUACAAGAAGAUAACAUUCUUUUUCAUGGAUUUCACCAGCAUCUAUAAGUAAGGCUUAUGGUGUUGCUUACAAUUCAUUGUUGGACAAUUAGGAAUCAUGUAAUAUGUGUAUUUAAUUUGAAUUCUGUACACAAGUAAAACAAACUUACACUACCACUGUAUUUCAUUGCAAAUAAAUAUUUGAAACAAUUGAAAUAAAUGAACAGAUCAAGUAAUAUUAAAUAAACAAAUACUACUACAUGUUACAUAAAAUAUUAUCUAACAUGUUGCUUAAACCGGGUGCUAAUUCUUAUUACAUCAAAGUUUCUGAACCAUAAAGGUGACAGUUAUAAUUCAUAUGACACAAACAACGGCGCAGCUUUCUCAUUGCAUGUACAUCAAACAUUGUGAACCAUGAUACAAGUCAAUGCCCAAAUGAAAACUUUCACAGUUUGCAUGUGCAGUUCAUACAUCAAGUGUAAAAUGUCUGGUACUACUUGGCAAAUAACUAUAUUUAUGUUAACACUAAAACGGAUAAUUAUUUUAAGUUAUUUACAUUUCAGAUAAGAAAACUAUAUACAAUUAAAAUAAAACAUACUGUUACAUAAUAUAUUAAAUUAUAGCUGGUAUUUUUAAAAUUAAAUAUACCUCGAUUCAUUCACAAAAAAAUAAGAAAUAUGACAUUUUGGAAAAGAUCAACCUAGUACUUCCCAUCUCUUCCAUUGUUAUAGACACAAGAUGAAUUGCCAGGUUAGUGAUACAUGGCCAGCUCUGCCAGUUGUGAAUUUUAGGAAUAGUUGGCGAAUUUUAUUUUAAUUUGACGAAAAUAAAUUAAUGCAAUAAUUAAUAUUUGCUGUAAAAUAACUGAGGCAUUUUUGGAUAUAAUUAGGCGAAAUGUUUUGCACACCCAGAGCUAGUCCUGUUAUAUAUACUGUAUACAUGAGUUUUAUAUUUAAAGGCACAUUUUUGAAUUUCUUGGCUUUGUAAAUAAGCCGGUGGCUUUGUUUUUUCUCUACUGCUCACUAUAAAAGAAAGUUUUGGUAACAAAAUUAAUCAAUGUUUCUGGUGUUUGUUAUUUGGCAACCAACUAAGAAUAUUUCCUCACAAUAGAAAUGAGAGAAUGUGAUCACAUACAUGUUACAUAUAGUUAAUAUUUAGGAAUAAGAUAACAUAAUUCAGUCAUAUGUGACAUGAACAUUGCUUUAGUUGUAUUGUGUUUUUACAGAUUUUGUAUAGUCCAAGACGAACAUCAGGUGUUGGAACUCACUGAUGGUGAAUGUCUUGAACGUCUGUGGUCGUAUUUGGGCAAGUUUUCCAACAUAACCAAAGAAAUGACCCCAGAGAACAGGACAGAUCUUUUGGUGGAUGCUCUUAUUUAUUAUGGUCAUAAAAUUAGAAAUAAAUUGGCACAAUGUGUCACACCAUCUGAGGUUCAGAAAUGGUCUGAUGAUGAGCGACUUCAGACACAGACACAGACACAGAUACGACAAAAUCAAAAUGAGAACUAUACACCUGAAGAGCCUUAUGCAGUAAACCUGCGACAGUACCAACAUUUUCAAGAGGCGUUUUCUGCUGCAGCUGCUAAAGAAAUAUGCAAGAGGUCAAGCUAUUUCAAUAAGGGUGGGUCACCAGAUAAAGUCUGUCAACUCUGUGAUUCUCGGGAAGAUUAAAGGUUACAAUGACAUUGAUGGGCUUGUUGAACCAGAUCCGCUGUCAUUGACAUUUUCCACUGUCACAGACCCAAAUUCCAUCAUCUGGCAGGUUUUACAACCGAUGCCACUUGAAGCAUUAGGUAUUGCCAUUCCUAGAGAUGUCAAGCGCCUGCUCAUUGAUACAAAAGAAAUAAUGAACAGAUGUGAUCAGUACCGCUGGGACUGGGCAGUGUUUUAGUGCUUUCACCACUCGCAUUAUAGCUAUACAGGAAGACUAAAUAUUGCAACCUGGGUCAUGUUUCAAUCAUUCAUUUGGGAACAUUUUGAAUAGAUAUUUCCCUAAUUGACAUAAUUGGUUUACAUUGUUAGAUAAUAGUAAUUAUGUCAAUGGAUUCUGUAAUAUUUAUUGAUAUAUAAAACUAUAGUGGCUAAAAAAAGGGCAACAUAAUAUAGCAUAAAACUCGUCCUCAGUUUCACCUAAGUUACACAAAACACAAUCUUUUAGAUCUACUUAUGUUAUGAUAGCGACCAAGUCAAUAGCUAAGCUAUGUGAUGAUAAUCUUAUCUUUGUGAUGCAUUGGGUUUUUAAAAAAUAAACUUGGGAUAGUUUUCAUCAGAUUAUUUUGUAAAAUAAGCUUUUACUAAAUAUUUAUACCAAUAUGAACAUUUGAUAGACGUAUUUAGAAGCCCACUAAGAUCUUGCUUACACUGGUCCAUAAUUCUCUGUUUAUUAACGGCAAAUACAAAUUACCAUUUAAUGCUUUUUGAUUGCACCACAGUUCAUAAAAACCUAAUGAACAAAAUAUUAGUCUUUCUCAGUUGUUAACUAUAUCACAUUUUGAUCCAAGUUUCAUAUAUGCAGAGUGCAAUAUACGAUUAUUUGCAUUCAAUAAUUUAAACCAGUAUUUUAUCAUACA
This is a messenger RNA of Gigantopelta aegis, 2629 nucleotides long. RefSeq lists its product as uncharacterized. The record is from RefSeq and is a predicted model, not a curated record. The coding region runs from base 1251 to 1730 and encodes 159 amino acids. Lineage: Eukaryota; Metazoa; Mollusca; Gastropoda; Neomphalida; Peltospiridae. The transcript is spliced from 5 exons.